AUGGUUGGGACUCCUCCCCCCUCCCUCGUCGAUCCUGCCGAUCAGCCUCGCCCAGACGGCAAUGCUCCUUUGCAGACCGACGCCGAGGCUCGCCGCGCCCUCCGCGAGACUGCUCUGGCCGUCGCCCAGGCCGCUGAGCAGGAAGCCGCCGACGCCUCCAACGAGCGCGACGCCGCCGCGGAGCGCGUCCGCGCUGCCCUUGCUCGGGCGGCCAAGGCCCGGGCCGACGCCGCCGCCGCGGUUGAUCCCGUCGAACAGCCUCACGCGGGCGGCGACAUGAGCGUCACCCACGCCAUGGUGCUCCACGAGGCCGCUGCCGUCCUCAACCUCCACGCCCAGGCGGUCUCUGUGCAGAACGCACGCAGCCUGGUGCCGACCGUCCUCGACACCGCCGGCAACUACCCCCGUUGGCGCGAGCAGUUCCUCCUCGCCGUCACCAAAUACUCGCUGCUGGACCACGUCCACAGCGACUCCGUCUCGGCCCUUGCUGACUGGACUCGGAUGGAUGCCGUCGUCAAGUCAUGGCUCUACAGCACGGUCUCCGCUGACCUCGCCGACGCCGUGAUCGACCACCGCGCCUCCGCCCGUGAGGCCUGGCUCGCCAUCGAGGAUCACUUCCUCGGCAACCAGGAGACCCGCGCUCUCCACCUCGACGCCAAAUUUCGCGCGUUUGCCCAAGGUGAUCUCUCCAUCACCGAGUAUUGCAAGCGCUUCAAGAAGAUGGCCGACGACCUCGCUGACCUCGACGAGCACGUCACUGACCGCACCUUGGUCCUCAACGUGCUUCGUGGGCUCAAUAAGCGCUACAAGGACAUCGGCGUCCAUCUCCGGCGCGGGCGCCCGUUCCCCUCCUUCGCCGCCGUCCGCAACGAGCUCCUUCUCGAGGAGAUCAACAUGGUGCAGCACCCUGUUGCCCCCUCCACUGCUCUUGUCGCCACUGGCUCCUCUCGCCAGCCUGCAGCGACCGGCGGUGGCCCUCCUCGAACCGGUGGCGGCGCCCCCAAGCCAAAGAAUAAGAAGAAGAAGGACCGCCGGGCUGGCAGCGACUCUGCUCCAGGCUCCAGCGCUCCCUCCUCCGCUCCUGGGGCGCCUGCUGGGUCCGGCGCGACCUGGCCCUCCGUCUACAAUCCGUGGACCGGGUCCAUUCAAAUGUGGCCCGGUCCCCGGACUCCUCCGCUGGCCCAGCUUCCUCAGGGCCGCGCCGGCCCUCAGCAGCAGGCGCUGCAGCAGGCUCUGCUGGCCCAGCAGAUGCAGCUCCCCCAGCAGGCGUUGCAGCAAGCUCUGCUGGCCCAGCAGAUGCAGCAGGCUCUGCCGGCCCCCGGCGUCUCCGUCCAGUAG
Panicum hallii is the source of this 1338-nucleotide messenger RNA. RefSeq lists its product as uncharacterized. The record is from RefSeq and is a predicted model, not a curated record. Lineage: Eukaryota; Viridiplantae; Streptophyta; Magnoliopsida; Poales; Poaceae. The transcript has a single exon. The coding region runs from base 1 to 1338 and encodes 445 amino acids.